UAAGAACGCUCCGACAGAUAUUUCCCCAUGGCCAGCUGCACUGCAGUGUGUUCAUCUGUGUGCCGUCUCGUGUCAGGCGGCCCGGCGUGCCUCAGAGAUGACGAGCGUGUCCAUGUGACCCGUCUAGACGCCUCCGUCGCCGAGUGCCAGAAGCCGGAGACCCGGAGCCUGUGCCUGAGGACCCAGCUGAGCGUCUCCCUCAGAGACGCAGGUGGAGCGGUGAUGGUGACGGGCGAUGGCAGUGCAGAGGAAGAGGAAGAGGAAGAGGAAGGAGGCAUUAAUGGAGAAGAUCCCGAGAACACGACGACUGCUGCCUCUGUCCGCUUGUGUUACACCUUUCCUUCACAUUCGUUCUCCAGAACCAUUCGCUUCACAGUCCCGAACUCCGCUUUAGAGGACAGCACCACACUACAGGUGUGGAUGUCUUUAGUGGUGGAGAUACCGGCGGCAAAGCUCGGCAGUGUUGUUGUAGUCCAUUCUUCAUACACAAACUCCACUAAACAUGUGAGGAUCCCUUCAAAAGAGGAAGUGUGUAAGGAUUUAGAAGCCAUCUACUGUAAAGUCGCACCCAGGCUACACAGAAGAACUGACCAUGUGACAGGGGCAAUAACACUAUAUGUGGCUGAUGCAGAGAAAUGGAGAUCCCAAGAGUUCAACGCAUGCCAGAGGCGGGACAGGAACGGACUCUGUCUUAAGGUGGAAUGGAAUAACACCAGCCAUGAGUUUGAGAUUUCCCAGGGAUCUGUCGCCCCCUGUCUGUGCUUUGAGAUUUGGGGGAACUUUCCUCGGACAGAGUAUUGUCCGUUUUUGAACGAAACAGCCUCAGUGUCCAGUGUGUCGGUGUCCGUGUCCGAGGCUGAAGCUCGUGACCAGCGCCCCGCUCUGCUGUGGAUCCUCACGGGCUCCUGCCGGCUCCAGGCUCAGCUGUGGCUGUGUCGGAGGAGCUCAGGCCUGGACACCAGAUGCAAUGCGCUGAACACCAGAUCUCAUGUGCACAUCUACCCGAACAACAGCUGGACCCAGACCUCAGACCGCAGGCGCUGGCAGUUACGAGGAGAGUUUCUACAAGUGGAACGUCAUCCUCUAUUGUGUGUUCAGGUUAAAGUGGCGGGAAUGGACGGCUUCGUGGGACCAGUGUGUCCGUUUGAAGGCAAGCACUCGCAUCCCUCAUACUACAACAUAACGCAUUGCAGAUAUAAUGCAGAUUGUGAUGUAAUAACGACUCUCCCUCUGUGUUCUUGUGUGUGUGUGUGUGUGUGUGUGUGUGUGUGUGCUGCAGUGAAGAGGGCUCACUGGAUCUUCCCGCUGGUGUUGUGUGUUCUGCUGGUGUGCCUGUCAGUGCUGGGAGCCUAUGCAGUGCAGGGAACACUGAAGAGCUGGGUGUUCAGAUGGCUGAAGCUGGAUGAUGUGAACGCUGCGGUGUCGGGGGGUGUGGAGCUGCUUCUGGUGUGUCCUCCGGACUCAGACGCCACCGUGAUCCAGCUAAUGUGCCGUCUGGGCUCGAGUCUCUCCGCUCUCGGCUUCACCGUGUCUCUGGACUUGUGGAACCGCUCCGAGAUCAACGCUCUGGGUCCGGUUCCCUGGCUGCACUCCUGUCUGGAGCGGGUGCGGCGGAGCGGAGGGAAAGCUGUGAUGGUUCUGACUCCGGAAGCCUGCGAGCGGGCCGAGCCAUGGGGCUGUCGGGGAGGGAAACCGGAAGAAGGUACGGGGGUCCAAUCGUCAACGUGCUCCGAAGUCUUCGACGCAUUGCUGAGCCGCGUUCUGGGAGACUAUCUGCUGGGUCGUGCGGGAGAGCGCUUCGUGCUGGCGCAGUUCGACGGCCUGUGCACUGCCACGGCCCUGCCCGCGUUUCUCCGGGGACUGCCGUUGUUCAGCUUGCCUUCCCAGAGUCUGGACUUCAUAACGGAGCUCACGCAGGGGGCUCGUCCGGGAGCAAGAGUGUGUGAGCGGUGGGAACGAGCGGGGGCGUUGAGGGCUGCGUCACGGGCGUUAUCAGGAGCGCUCAGAGAGAUCACGGGUGUCACAGGAGGACACACCUGUCCAAGGCUCUCUGAGGACGCCGGGACGGAGAACGGAUGGGAAACCGUCCCACUGCGAGCAGAACAGUCACAGUCACUGCUUGACCCCAAAAUAAGCACUGUAGGUUGGGUCUAA
This is a messenger RNA of Rhinichthys klamathensis goyatoka, 2154 nucleotides long. Its product is annotated as interleukin-17 receptor C. The record is from RefSeq and is a predicted model, not a curated record. Lineage: Eukaryota; Metazoa; Chordata; Actinopteri; Cypriniformes; Leuciscidae. Gene Ontology annotation, molecular function: interleukin-17 receptor activity. The transcript is spliced from 13 exons. The coding region runs from base 28 to 2154 and encodes 708 amino acids.